Messenger RNA from Coccinella septempunctata (seven-spotted ladybird), 629 nucleotides. RefSeq lists its product as uncharacterized. NCBI's taxonomy places the organism in Eukaryota, Metazoa, Arthropoda, Insecta, Coleoptera, Coccinellidae. The record is from RefSeq and is a predicted model, not a curated record. The coding region runs from base 135 to 629 and encodes 164 amino acids. The transcript has 2 exons.
AUCAACCACUGUUGAUACAGUCCUUAACCCUUUAGUGCCCUACGGUACCCAAAAGUACCACAGCAAAUAAUCGGCUAUAUUUCGAAGUGCUCAUCAGUUCUGACCGCUUAAGCUUGUGGGUAUCGUCGAGUACCAUGCGUUUUCCCCCACCGUCAAAUGCCCCUGCUUAUGCAUGGCGUGUUUGGCGCUCUUUCAGCCAGUAUUGGCGAAUCCAACUACCGUUGAGGGCGCUGCGAACUAUCAACAAAUAUGGAGGAAUUUUUCAUAUCGAUAAUGAUGAUCAUUCAACAGGAAAAAUGGAACAUUAUUUAAGCUUGACGACUGUUUUCAAAUAUUUGGAUGCUACUCCAAAUAGUAGAUGUUUUGUUGAGGGUGAACAAGUGCUCAAUAGCAGGCAUCUUAUAUUGAUGGGAAUCAUUGAUGGAAAAUUAAAUUCUGAUGGUAUUUAUUCCUCCAUCAAAAUAAUGGCCCUUUGCCUCCAAACUAGCGCCCUUUUGACUGGUAAACCUCAUGAGGUAUCUGGUUUGUUGGAGCUGGACACAUCUGAAGAAAUUUGGAAAAUUAUUACAUUUAUGUGUUCAUGUAAAGCUGGAGCGGAAGAUGCAAGCAUGUUUCCGCAACACUUCUGA